UAUUUCCAAGUUUUCAUUCAACUCUAUCUUUCAAGCAAUUGUCCAAUAAUCAUAAAAUGAUGAGUGUGAAGAUGUCUGCAUUUUAUCCUGGCGGGCAAAAUGAUUUAUUAGUAUUCCCAGCAGAUUUAUUAUAAAUAUAAAAAACACUCUUGAUUAAAAAAAUCAGAGCAAAAUAAUAAUUUGAAAUGAAAUCGCAGAUCAUUACGUAUUACUGAGCUACAGGCGAACUGUUUGGAAAUAACAUCAGUAAUUUAGUUCGUUGACCUUGGAUGUUGUAGUUUAUUUUCUAUGAUGCUGUGAUGAAGGAGUUGUAUUAGGAAGAUAAUUGCAUUCUUGAGAGGAAAAAUGGAUAAGUGAAUAAGUGAUUGAAACUAAUGCCAUGUGAGACAGCAACUUUUAUAAGGAUCGAAUCGGAUAUUGCAUGUAAUGAAAGCUUAUCUCUGUCUAAACCAGAAAUAAUUUAAAUGUGCUGAAAAUUACAUAUCACUCUUCCUGUUAUUCAUUUAAAAUUGUCUGCGAUAAUACAGUGAUUUUAUAAUAUAUAACAAAAACGUGUGGUUCUAUAAUCUGUAACAAAAACGUGUUCUUUUAAGAAAUCUGAAAAUGGACACGUGUGUGGAUUAACCCAGUCUCAUGCAUUGAAUAAGUUGAGAAAUGAAAUUUUUCUAAAAAUGGAUAAUUAUACGGAUUUAUUUGACCAAAUAUCACACAUCGAAUAAAGCUACGAGUAAUUCUAAAAAAAAUGGAUAACGGUCACAAUGUGAAAUUUUUACAGACGACAUCUUUAAGUUCGGAAAAGGAUGAAGACAUCGAAAUAGUUUCUGAACAAUAUUUACCGGUUGAGACUGAAAAACCCGUGCGUAGAAAACCACGAAAAUCCAUUUUGGAUGACAUCAGAAUUUUUCAGGAUGCGGCUGCACGUAAAAAACUAACCCGAUGGAUUAUGGUUCUAGGAGGUGUAUUUAUUUUCUUAAGUGGUAUUCUUCUUAUAGUGACACUAAAUAUGUCAAAAGAUAUUGACGACAAAGUUCGUGAUUCUAAUGAACUUCUACGACCGCAAACAGACAUUAAAGCCAAAGUUGAUGAACCAUAUGUAAUUGCAGAGCAAAAUAUAACCAAAGGUCGACUAUGAAAUCAAUUCAUUGGAUUUAGAUCUCAACUUCUCUGCAAAUAUUGAUGACCAAGUAUUUAUCAUUUGUUGACAGUAUUAGUUGUCACUGUUACUUCUCAAAUCGAUUUUUACAAACACAUUACUUAUUGCGACUGUUAUCAUUGAAUUUGGUUUUAGUACUAAAACAUUAUUGAAUAUCAAUUUUAUCAUUGAACAUGUAGCAUAUCAAUUUCAUCAUUGAAUAUGGUUACAAUAUCGUCAGUUAUAACGUUGUCUUCAAACGGCAGUUAAGUGUAUUAUUUUUGCUACGAUUUCGUUUGAUAUUGUGAUAUCGGUUGUUUUUAUAAUCACUGUACAUAUAAUAUGUAAACAUUUAUGUACCAGCAAGUAAUGGUAAUUAUGCUGCUAUACAAGCUCGACAAAAACCACUUUGCAAGUAAGAAUCGGAAUCGGAGAGAUUUUAAAUUAUUAUGAAUCUGAUCCCUUACUUUGGUUAUAUCCAUUUGUCCUGCAAUAGAACGGAAACAAUGUCAUAUACUUCAAACAAUCAAAAAAUCAGUUGGGUCUUAUUUGUUUGUGUUUUCUUCUUUUCUUUACUAAGAUGUUGAACAUGAUAAGGAAUAAACCAAUAAUUCAUAGUUCCAUUGCUUUCUAUGUCAUUUGGCAAUUUCAAGCAUUUAUAGGUAUUUAGUCUUUGAAGUUAAAAUAUAUUGACAGUCAUUUCAUGUUAAAACAGUAACAUACCUGUACCUUUCAUUAGAAAUACGAUCAUACUUGUUCACAAAGAUUUGGUAGUACAAAACAGGUACUACUGA
Messenger RNA from Mytilus trossulus (common blue mussel), 1926 nucleotides. RefSeq lists its product as uncharacterized. The transcript is spliced from 2 exons. Bases 743 to 1132 code for a protein of 129 amino acids. The record is from RefSeq and is a predicted model, not a curated record. Lineage: Eukaryota; Metazoa; Mollusca; Bivalvia; Mytilida; Mytilidae.